Balearica regulorum gibbericeps (East African grey crowned-crane) is the source of this 1155-nucleotide messenger RNA. NCBI's taxonomy places the organism in Eukaryota, Metazoa, Chordata, Aves, Gruiformes, Gruidae. The record is from RefSeq and is a predicted model, not a curated record.
AUGGCAGAGGAGCUUGGUGUGUGUCCCUUCAGGGAGGACCUGUGGGUGCGAGAGGGGAAGAUCCUCAACCCGGAGAAACUCUUCUUCGAUGAGAAGGGCUCUGCUGACAUCCAGCUGGACUGCAAGGACAGCAUCAUCGCCCCAGGCUUCAUCGAUGUCCAGAUCAAUGGAGGCUUUGGGGUGGACUUCUCCCUGGCUACAGAUGACUUCAAAUCAGGGAUUGACCUGGUCAGUCAGAAAAUCCUCUCCCAUGGAGUGACCUCCUUCUGUCCCACCCUGGUGACCUCUCCUCCAUCUGUGUACCACCAGGUUCUCCCUCAGAUCAGUAUAAGAAAUGGUGGAGCCCACGGAGCAGGUAUCCUGGGGGCCCAUCUGGAAGGACCAUUCAUCAGCAAGGAGAAGAAAGGGGCGCACCCAGAGCACUGCCUCCGCACCUUUAAGGAAGGUGCCUUCCAGGACCUUCUUGCCACCUAUGGCUCCCUGGACUGUGUCCGCAUAGUCACCCUGGCCCCAGAGAUGAAGAGGAGCAGCGAGGUGAUCCGGGAACUCACCAAGCGGGGCAUCUGUGUCUCACUUGGUCACUCGGUGGCUAACCUCUCCCAGGCUGAGGAGGCCGUGCAGCAUGGCGCUACCUUCAUCACUCACCUCUUCAAUGCCAUGUUGCCGUUCCACCAUCGUGACCCUGGGAUUGUUCCUGCUGGGCGGAGGGUCUUCUAUGGCAUGAUCUCUGAUGGCAUCCACACCAACCCUGCCGCCCUGCGAAUCGCCCACCGAGCCCACCCCAAAGGGCUGGUGCUGGUGACAGAUGCGAUUGCUGGCAUGGGGCUGGCACCAGGUCGGCACACGCUGGGUCAGCAGGUGGUGGAGAUCGAUGGGCUGAACACCUACAUUGCAGGCACAAAGACCUUGAGCGGUAGUGUGGCGACCAUGGACACCUGUGUGCGACACUUCCAAGAAGCCACAGGGUGCUCAGUAGAGACCGCGUUGGAGGCAGCGUCUCUGCAUCCUGCCCAGCUCCUGGGGAUUGAGCACAAAAAGGGGACACUAAAUUACGACUCAGAUGCAGAUUUCCUGAUGCUGAAUGACGGUCUGUAUGUGCAAGCCACGUACAUCGCAGGCGAGGAAGUCUGGAGACAGGAUGCGUUAGGCAUGUGA